This is a messenger RNA of Pediculus humanus corporis (human body louse), 1797 nucleotides long. RefSeq lists its product as uncharacterized. The transcript is spliced from 2 exons. Bases 1 to 1797 code for a protein of 598 amino acids. Lineage: Eukaryota; Metazoa; Arthropoda; Insecta; Psocodea; Pediculidae. The record is from RefSeq and is a predicted model, not a curated record.
AUGGCGUCCCGCAGUCAAAAUAAUAUUUAUUUAAUUUUAUUCGGUUACGCGUUUUUUGGAUUUCAACGUGAAUGUAAUUCUAUGAUUUAUCCCGUUAAUCCUGGUUGUAGAGCUUAUAAUAAUUUACCUACGUCAUUAAUGUCGUUUUACAAACGGCAAGCUUCUUUGGAACCAUAUAUGCCGACACCUAUAAUGGGUAAUAGUAUCAAUACACCAGUUCCUGUAACUGAAACCUUUCACACAGCGAAAUAUCCAUCGACUUGUACAUCGGGAAUUUUACCUGCCGUAGUACCAGCUGCAAUGCCUACAACUUUGUCCGUUGCAGCGCCAGCAAUUAUGCAGUCAGCUGCGCUUUCUGCAACUGCUCCUGCCGCACUACCUGCAGCCUUGCCCGCAGUAUUACCAGCACCACCCGUGGCAACUACAUUGCCAGCAUUACCAGUCGCUUUGCCUGCUACAAUCCCAAUCGCAAUAUCAUGCGCUGCACCAAGUGCGUUGUUGCCGGCCGCUGCUCCUGUCGAAAGUACUGCCGAAAUGAUAAAAGUAUUUGAAUUACUUCAAAGUGGAAAAAUACUUGAUCCUACUAUUGCCGAGAAACUAAAUGCCAUUCAAGAAUUUUUAACUUCACAAUCAUCCGUGCCAAUUUGCGGUGCCCUAGAUCUAGCAACUUUAUCUAAAGUAUCCGGUUUAACGCCUGAACAGUUGUCGGAAUUAAUGCUCGGCCAAUCUGUGAAACCAAAUUUGCCUGCUCCUCCGUCACCACCAACACCAGAUCCAUCACCGCCAUCACCGCCAUCACCGCUUCCGGAAUUACCUCCAGUGCCACCACCAACACUUCCACCAACACCAGAUUUACCUUCAGUUCCAUCAUUACCUUCACCUUCCCCAUUACCAGCGUUGCCACCGAUGCCUCCAAUGCCGCCAAUGCCGCCAAUGCCACCAAUGCUCCCAAUUCCUCCAGUACCGCCAAUGCCACCAAUGCUCCCAAUUCCUCCAGUGCCGCCAAUGCCACCAAUGCUCCCAAUUCCUCCAGUACCGCCAAUGCCACCAAUGCCGCCAAUGAUCCCAAUUCCUCCAAUGCCGCCAUCACCACCAUUGCCAUCACCUCCAGAUCUACCCUCUCUUCCUUCAUUGCCACCAUUGCCACCAACUCCAGAUCUACCCUCUCUUCCUUCAUUACCACCAAUGCCAACAUUGCCACCAAUGUCAACAUUACCACCAAUGCCAACAUUGCCACCAACUCCAGAUCUAUCCUCUCUUCCUUCGUUGCCACCACCUCUUCCAACACCACCAUUACCUUCUGUGCCAGCUCCCGAAGUAGUUCCUUUAGAAGUAGCAGAAGCUGUAAAAAUAUCUGAAUUGACAAAGGAAAUGACUCCUUCAAAUUUAUUAUCAGAAAAAUUCGAACCACUUAAUUCUGCAGUAUCACCAUCUGAAGCGCCUAUAACCGCAACGGCUUCUCCCAUAAGCACAUCAGAACCGCAAGAUUUAUCUGAAGUUGAGGAACCCUUGAUGUCAUCCAUCAUCGAAGAACCUUUAACUAAAUCAAUUAGUAAUAACUUGUUGGGCGUUUCCCCACCCUUACAAAUCCCAGGAAACAUCUCACCAUCUUCAUCUUGUGAUUCCAUGUCACCAACAAUAAAUAUUUUCAAUCCAUCGGAUUCAUCAUCAAAUCCAAAUGUUCAAGAACAAAUCACAGCUUUAAUGUCUCUUCUAUCAUCGACGUGUCCUUUAGCCUCUUUGCCACCUCUACCAUCUUAUGCUCCGGCACCAUUACCUCCAAAUCCGACAUGUUAG